Molecule: messenger RNA, 753 nt
Organism: Malania oleifera
Lineage: Eukaryota; Viridiplantae; Streptophyta; Magnoliopsida; Santalales; Ximeniaceae
Exons: 3
Coding region: 394-570 (58 amino acids)
Source: RefSeq, a predicted model, not a curated record
UUUCAAAGAAUGUUUUGCAAUUGCAAAUUAACGAAGAAUUCCACCCCUCACUCUGCUUCUCCCAGACUCUCCAUCGUGCCCUCUCUCUCUCUGUCUCUCUCUCGGAGCUGCGGCCGACGAAGUCUUUGGUAUCACCGCACGAAUCAUCUAUAGAACCCUAAACCAGAUUGUAUUUUGAAAGUCUCUGUUCUUUUUGCUACCCUUUUGAAAAGCCGCAUUCCAAAAAAAAAAAAAAUCUCAAGUUGCUGCUUCCAGCUUUUCCGGCCUUUGUUUUCUAUUUGUUUCAAAGGAAAACGGUGCCUGGAAUAAGACGUGUUUAAUAUAGUUCUUUAGGGCUUCAUAUAGUAUUUCUAAAGCUUUACUGGAACAGGCUUGUGGAAUUUUGAUUGUUGGAUGGCCGGGCUUAUGGGAUUUAGCAGCUUUGCACCUAAGACCAAGAAUUUGGUUGUUGCUGGGGGAUUGACAGCUUUUGUCUUUGGGGUGUAUUUCUACACCAUGAGAGCUGUUGGAGGUACAGAUGAACUUCAGCUAGCCAUUGAUAAGUUCGAAGAGCAGAAAAACAAGAAAUAGGCUGCGGCAACAAUUCUAUCAAAGAUCUGAUCUUGUGCUACUUAACAUAACAAUGUAAUAAGGGACUACAUAUGGCUUCUUCUUUUUUUUGGGUGAAAAAGACCACUGGCAACUGCAGCAUUCUUGAAGAUGCAUUUUGGUAUAUUUGCUUUGAAAGUAAAUGAAAGAACAUAGCUUGAUAAA